AUGGGCGGCCGCAUGACUACAGCACCGACGAUCUCGUGGGAAUUACCAAAUGAAAACGUCGUACUUGUAGAUGAUGUCAAGGCACUAAAACAAGUGGUGCACGAUGAAAUGGAACUAAUUGGCUGCGGCUUGCAUCAGCUUCGCGUUGUUACUGUCUUAGGUCUAGGAAAUGUAGCCGAUGCAGUCGAGAUUUUGGCUAUUGGGUACAUUUUAACUGUUUAUGAAGACUCGGAAGGCAUAAUGACACCAUGGGAAUCUAGUCUUUUGACGGCGGCUGUAUUUGCUGGAAUGCUGGCUGGAGGCAUGAUCGGGGGAGUGGCUGGUGAUAUUUAUGGUCGAAAACCAGUUUUACUCGUAACGUUGGCUAUAAACGCGCUUGCUGCGUUUUUUUCGGCUUUUUCGCCAAAUAUCUACUGGCUGAUAUUCUUUCGGGCCCUCGCUGGUCUGGGCGUCGGUGGGGUAGUAGCUACAUUAUUUGCGUUGUGUCUGGAACAUGUCCCGGUGUCGGCUCGUGGUCGAUAUGUCACAAUUCUGUGCUCAUUUUGGAUGAUCGGAGCAGUAGUAACAGCAGGGACAGCGUGGAUAAUGUUAGGCAAGUACAAUAAUGGAGAACGGAUUCUCCAUCUAUCGUGGCGUUGGUUUGCUGGAAUUGUCGGUCUACCGUCUUUUACCUGUCUAAUACUGACAACGCAAUACAUUCCUGAGAGUCCACACUUUUUGGCAAGUAAAGGUGACGCUCAAGGGGUUACAGCGGUGCUUCAAUAUAUUCAUAAAAUUCAUCAAAGCGGUCGUCAGAUUCAGAUUCAAUUUUUUAAUGAAGGUGAUAGUGUCGACAACAAAAAACGCGAUUCCGGCGACAUUACAAACUUGCACGAUGCAAUUUGUAGUAAUAAAAGUCUGCAAAUUGUAGCUGGUUUAUUUGAUCGAUCAAAUGCAGCAUCAACGUUACUGUUGAUGUUGUGUGGUUUCUCGCUAAGUUUUGGAUCGUAUGGUCUCUCUACUUGGAUCACGAAGCUGUUUCAAAGUGCUGGUUUAAAAAACCCGUUUGAAAAUGCUUUCUUAUUUGCUGGAGCUAAUUUACCAGGUAACGUUGUCAGUCUCUAUUUGAUCGAUAUAAUAGGCCAUCAACGCUUGUUCUCCGGCGCACUUUUCAUGUCAGCACUCUGCGCGCUUCUAUUUGCAUUCAAUAUAGAAGGCUCGAAGACUAUUAUCGUUCUAGUCUCGUGUCUUUUCAGUGCGUGCACUACUGCAGCAUGGAAUGGAUUUGGAGUUCUUUCGGCUGAGUCUUUUCCGCAAGAAUUUCGAACGACAGGAAUUGCGGUAGUGAAUUGCUCAAAUCGUGUCGCUGCUAUCACAUCGCAAUUCGUAAACGGCUUUUUGAUGGGUCCUCCUCCGCACCUAAUGGCUUUGCUGUUGGUUACGACCGUAAUUAUGUGUACUGGUGGAAUUGCAUCGCGCUGGAUUUCCAUAUACGAAAUUGACAGGGGCGACAAUAUAUUCAAGAGUGAAAUUAUUGAUCCAGCUCAGGAUAACUCGCUCAAUUUGCAAGAUGAUGGCGAAGGAGAGCAUAUUGGCUUAAUACAUGGUGACUUUCUUCUUCGUGAGAAGAAAUCAGGUAAGAAACGAGACAAGAAUGGUGAAUCUGACGAUGGUGAGAGAUGA
Messenger RNA from Plasmopara halstedii, 1662 nucleotides. Its product is annotated as synaptic vesicle. Gene Ontology annotation, biological process: transmembrane transport. Lineage: Eukaryota; Oomycota; Peronosporomycetes; Peronosporales; Peronosporaceae. Bases 1 to 1662 code for a protein of 553 amino acids. Gene Ontology annotation, cellular component: membrane. The record is from RefSeq and is a predicted model, not a curated record. The transcript is spliced from 5 exons. Gene Ontology annotation, molecular function: transmembrane transporter activity.